AUGGCACCAUCAAGCAAAGAAUUCAACUUCUUUUCGCAGGCUACAGAUCGCAAGCCUCUUCCAUCGGAUCCGACGAUCAGAGCCGACAUCGAAGCAGUACUCCGGGACGGCUUCGUAAUAAUACCGGAUUGCUUCACCAAAGAUGAGGCAGCAGAAGCUCGAAAUGAAAUUAUGAGGCUUUUGGGAGAAAGUCCCAGAGGUGGUCGGAACAGCUUCGAGGGUCUCAACACUAAUCGUAUCUACUCGCUAUUGAACAAAAGUCGAGUUUUCGACAAAUUCACAAUUCUCCCGCGAGUGCUCGCCCUCAACGACUACUUCCUUGAUCCGGGCUAUCUUUUGUCGGCGUUCCAUACCAUUAACAUCAACCCUGGAGAGGUAAAGCAGAAUCUGCACCAUGAUGAUGGCUACAUACAGGUUCCUAGGCCCAGGGCGCCCUUUGGAGCGGCUAUCAUGGUUGCCUUGGAUGAGUACACUGCUGCAAAUGGUGCCACCAGAAUAAUUCCUGGAAGUCAUAAUUGGGGUAGUGAACGCCAGGGCAAAGAGGAAGAGACAGUGCCAGCGCUCGUACCGGAAGGUGGUGUUGUCUACUUCAUUUCCACAGUGAUACAUGGCGGAGGGCAGAAUACCACCACGAAACCGCGAAUGAGCGCGACGGUCCAAUACUGUAAUCCAUAUAUUCGUCCGAUUGAGAAUCAGAUACUCGCCGUCGAUCCUCGGAAAUUGGAUGAGCUUGAUUCGAGGAUCGUCGAUAUGAUGGGAUACAAGGAAAUGAAACCUUUCAUGGGAUAUGUAGAUGCUCUCAACCCCAGAUUUGGGGCUGAGCGUAUGAUCCAUUGGCUGAAAGGCGACGUUGACUACAACCCACCGACAUUCGCGCGAGAGCACAAGUUGUAG
This is a messenger RNA of Cyphellophora attinorum, 894 nucleotides long. RefSeq lists its product as uncharacterized. NCBI's taxonomy places the organism in Eukaryota, Fungi, Ascomycota, Eurotiomycetes, Chaetothyriales, Cyphellophoraceae. Bases 1 to 894 code for a protein of 297 amino acids. The transcript has 6 exons. The record is from RefSeq and is a predicted model, not a curated record.